AUGCUGCCUGCCACCAGCUCCACCUCAUCAAACUCUACACAUGAGCUAUUACUUUUCGAGGCACUUCAAGAAGUUUUAGAAGAAGAGAUAGACAGAGACCCGCAUGUAUGCCUCAUGGGUAAAGACGUAGGCCACUACGGAGGCUCGUACAAAGUCACCAAAGGCCUAGCUGAAAAAUUCGGCGAUCUCAGGGUUCUCGACACCCCCAUCUGUGAAAAGGCAUUCACUGGUAUGGGCAUCGGAGAGGACUAAGACCCGUCUGUCGAAGGUAUGAACUUGGGGUUUCUACUCUUAGCCUUCAACCAAAUCUCCAACAACUGUGGCAUGCUUCACUACACAUCCGGUGGCCAGUUCACCAUCCCGGUUGUCAUCCGUGGGCCUGGUGGUGUGGGCCGGCAGCUCGGAGCUGAGCAUUCCCAGCGGCUAGAGUCUUACUUCCAGUCGAUCCAGAUGGUGGCGGGUUCAACACCUUAUAACGCUAAAGGGUUGAUGAAAGCAGCGAUAAGAAGCGAGAAUCCUGUGAUACUCUUUGAACAUGUUCUGCUUUAUAACCUCAAGGAGAGUAUCCCUGACGAAGAAUACAUCUGUAAUCUAGAAGAAGCUGAAAUGGUCAGACCCGGUGAACACAUCACGAUCCUGACUUAUUCAAGAAUGAGGUACCAUGUAAUGCGCGCAAAGACGCUGGUGAACAAUGGGUAUGAUCCAGAGGUCAUCGACAUUAGGUCGUUGAAGCCGUUUGAUCUCUACAGAAUUGGGAACUGUGAAUGUAUGAGAACGGGAGGGAUAGGAGCGAGUUUGACGGCAGCCAUAAACGAAAACUUUCAUGGUUACUUGGAUGCUCCGGUGAUGUGUUUGUCUUCUCAGGAAGUUCCAACACCUUACGCCGGUACGUUGGAGGAAUGGACGGUUGUUCAGCCAGCUCAAAUCGCCACUGCUGUUGAACAACUCUGUCAGUAA
Messenger RNA from Brassica oleracea var. oleracea, 957 nucleotides. RefSeq names its product pyruvate dehydrogenase E1 component subunit beta-3, chloroplastic. Lineage: Eukaryota; Viridiplantae; Streptophyta; Magnoliopsida; Brassicales; Brassicaceae. The record is from RefSeq and is a predicted model, not a curated record. Gene Ontology annotation, biological process: pyruvate decarboxylation to acetyl-CoA. Gene Ontology annotation, molecular function: pyruvate dehydrogenase (acetyl-transferring) activity.